Molecule: messenger RNA, 699 nt
Organism: Paraglomus occultum
Lineage: Eukaryota; Fungi; Glomeromycota; Glomeromycetes; Paraglomerales; Paraglomeraceae
Source: the annotation of a GenBank genome assembly
AUGUUUGGAUGUAUUGUAGCUGGAAGAUUGAUUCAAACAAAUCUACAGCAAGUGGAUGUGAAUAAAUAUGUAUUUGAACUGCCGGACGCAGCUUCAAUUAAUCACAUUGUAGUAUUUCUACUGGGUACGAUUCCAUUCGAUCCAGGUUACGCUGCAACUGUACACUUUCUAUGGCCGGAGAAAGAAUGGAAACUUCUUGGAAUGCUAUCAAAUGAAAAACCCAGCGCAAUAUUUCGUCUUCGUGGUUCCAUAAUCCCGGCAUCGCAAUCUACCACAUCAUUCUCCUCAGGAUUUACAUAUACAGCCACCAGGUUAUUACCAAGCAGCACUGGAGGAAUGUCGAUGGACCUAAAUGAAACGACAGCAAAUGCGUCAGCAUCUGUUACGGCCGUACUUGGCAUCUCAAUAGAGCCGACCGACGUGGUAGCAGGGCAAAUUAAAACACUUCAAUCACAGACGUCUACGCCAUCGUUCACGCCUUCAUUUGACAAUCUUACCUUAAUAGCCGUUAAUGUACUAAAAAAUCUAUAUAAUUAUACAACAUCAUUCACAACGUCUAAUUUACCAUUCGGUGCGCAAAUUUUGGGAGAUCCAGCAGGAAGUCAGUUUUUUCUGCCAAUGAAGGUCUUUCAAGAGUGGUACGAGAACUUUACAAGGAAGGUUAAAGUCGAUCCAGGCUUUCUACUGAAGAACGAGUAG